Molecule: messenger RNA, 2227 nt
Organism: Drosophila teissieri
Lineage: Eukaryota; Metazoa; Arthropoda; Insecta; Diptera; Drosophilidae
Gene: qkr54B
Exons: 9
Biological process (GO): regulation of alternative mRNA splicing, via spliceosome
Cellular component (GO): nucleus
Molecular function (GO): mRNA binding
Source: RefSeq, a predicted model, not a curated record
GUAUUAUCGCGUAAUGCACUUUUCUGAGCUUUCGUCGCGCGGUCACACUUGUAGAAUUGUUUUUUUUCGCGAAUUCAAUUGCAGUUUUUUCGCAACCUUUUAAAUUAAGAGCAAUAAUCGAAAGGGCCAUUUAACAGUGUUUCCUAUAGACCGCAGCUCCGGGGAAACGGGCGAAAAAAUCAUGACCGAGAAGUACGACGGCAACGGUGACUUUUCCGCCUUCAACGACGAUGACAACGACUUUGGCGGCAAGCCUCGCAAGCCUGGUGGCUCCAUAGGAGCACCAGGUGGCGCCCACAAUGGCGACGCUUCCGCCCACGAUCACGGUCAUCAUGGCGGAGAUCCUGGCGGCAAUGUCCAGAUAAACGAGAAGGCCAAUGAGUACAUACGCGAUUGUAUGGCGGAACGAAAUCGCAUGGACAGAAAGUUUCCCAUUGCCGAAAAGCUGCUAGAAGGCGAAAUUGAAAAGGUUCAGACAACAGGAAGGAUCCCUUCCAGAGAGCAAAAAUAUGCCGAUAUCUAUAGAGAGAAGCCGCUGCGGAUCUCACAACGUGUUUUGGUUCCCAUUAGAGAACAUCCCAAGUUCAACUUCGUGGGCAAACUGCUGGGGCCCAAGGGCAACUCCCUUCGCCGCCUUCAGGAGGAGACCCUUUGCAAGAUGACCGUCCUGGGCCGUAACUCCAUGCGCGAUCGUGUCAAAGAAGAGGAACUCCGCAGCUCCAAGGAUCCCAAGUACGCUCACCUCAACAGCGACCUGCACGUGGAGAUAUCGACAAUAGCGCCGCCCGCCGAAGCCUACGCCCGAAUUGCCUACGCCAUGGCCGAGCUGCGAAAGUAUUUGAUUCCAGACAGUAACGACAUCAUCCGGCAGGAGCAGCUGCGCGAGUUGAUGGACAGCACUAGCCUAAAUGACAACGAUAAUGCCAAGAGUGGCUAUAAGAAGACGUCUCAUAUGCAGGGAGGUAACAGUGCCAUGGGUGGCGGCUCAAUUAACCCGAUUGGAGGGGUUAAGAACACCCCACAUCACAGUUAUAGGGGCUCACAGCAGUCAUCUUUUAGCAAAAAUGUGCUGGCCCCAAAGCAGAAAGUGAUGUCCAUAUUGGAAAAAGCCAGGACGGCCAUGGACGAAACCUAUGGUCGGGGCUAUGACGACGGCCUUGGUUAUGAUCCUCACCAGUCGUACGAUAGCUACUCGUAUGGCACUCAUGGCCAUGGACCCCAUGGACCGCCAGCUAACAUUCUAGGCGGGGUGGGCGGCAUCAGCGGCGGCGGAGGCCGGGGUGGACACUACGAAAGCUCCGACUACGAGCCGGAUUAUGGGAGACGAGAAUACUAUCAGCACUCGCCUGGAUAUUCUGCUGGCGGCGGCGGAGGUGUAGGUCUGGGCUCUGGCGGCGCUUCACAAUCAAAUGCCAUCGGCGGCUCUGGUCUCAGUUCCAAUCACAAUCGCAGCCAUGUUAACAGGUGAAAUUUGCUGGACCCUAGCAGCGCCAGCGGAGGUCGAGCUACAAACCCAGCGGCAACCCCCCAGAAUUUGACCAUGAAAUCCCAACCCAAUAGCAGCAACAACUUUUUGCCAAAUCACGGAGCAAGUGAGUGCCAAAACGGCAAGAACAUAAAUCCCAACUACUACUACAAUUCCAACGGCAGUUCCAAGCUAAAUCAGCCACAACUUCAACAGUCGCAACCAAAUCUCCCACCGCAGCUAUCAGGCCACAACAACAGCAGCAAUAGCAGCCGCGUCAGCAAUAUCAUUAACACCAGUAGCCACAAUAAUUGCAAUAGCAACUUUCACCCAGUCGGUGACAAAAACUCCAACGACGUUUCAUUUAUAUCCUCCUAUCGACUCGGUCCAAUGGAUGGCCAAAAGAGUGCCAACAGCAACAAUAUCAACAAUCACACAUUAGGCAGUAAAAACCACAGCAACAACACCACCACAACCGCUUCAGUGCCCAAUAUGCUCUUAGUAAGACCUGCUAAUCCUUCGCUACAUAUUGGCACAUUUCCGUUCUUGCCCGUGCAGUUUUUCUGAACCCAACAGAUACAAGAACUACAACCAGAACAAGCAAAUCGAAAAUCACAUCAACAUCACAGAAACUUUGUACACUUGAGUUCAUAAGAUUAGAGGAAGGCGUAGGAGGAGGAGUAUUUACAAAAUGGACAAAAUGAACUUUACGAUAUAUACCACAUACAAAACAUAUACAUAACAAAUAUAUUUAUACAUAUA